Carlito syrichta (Philippine tarsier) is the source of this 958-nucleotide messenger RNA. RefSeq names its product carnitine O-palmitoyltransferase 1, liver isoform-like. Gene Ontology annotation, molecular function: carnitine O-palmitoyltransferase activity. The annotation marks the transcript as partial. The transcript is spliced from 8 exons. Gene Ontology annotation, cellular component: mitochondrion. Gene Ontology annotation, biological process: carnitine metabolic process; fatty acid metabolic process. NCBI's taxonomy places the organism in Eukaryota, Metazoa, Chordata, Mammalia, Primates, Tarsiidae. The record is from RefSeq and is a predicted model, not a curated record.
CUGGUCUCAAAUUCCUGACCUCAAGGGAUUCUCCCACGUCAGCCUCCCAAAGUGCUGGGAUUACAGGUAAUCCCUGAAGAUGGCAGAGGCUCACCAAGCCGUGGCCUUUCAGUUCACGGUCACCCCGGACGGGAUCGACCUACGGCUGAGCCAUGAAGCCCUGAAGCAAAUCUAUCUCUCUGGACUUCACUCCUGGAAAAAGAAGUUCAUCCGAUUCAAGAAUGGCAUCAUCACCGGCGUGUACCCGGCCAGUCCCUCCAGCUGGCUUAUCGUGGUGGUGGGCGUGAUGUCCACCAUGUACGCCAAGAUCGACCCCUCGUUGGGCCUCAUUGCCAAGAUCAAUCGCACCCUGGACACGACCGCCUGCAUGUCCAGCGAGACGAAGCAGGUGGUCAGCGGCGUGCUGUUCGGCACGGGACUCUGGGUGGCUCUCAUUGUCACCAUGCGCUACUCCCUGAAGGUGCUGCUGUCCUACCAUGGCUGGAUGUUUGCCGAGCACGGCAAGAUGAGCCGUGCCACCAAGAUCUGGAUGGGUAUGGUGAAGGUCUUUUCGGGCCGGAAACCCAUGCUGUACAGUUUCCAGACUUCGCUUCCGCGCCUGCCUGUCCCCACCGUCAAGGACACCAUGAGCAGGUAUCUGGAGUCGGUGAAACCUCUCAUGAAGGAAGAAGACUUCAAACGGAUGACGACUUUGGCAGAAGAUUUUGCUGUUAACCUGGGACCCAAACUGCAGUGGUAUUUGAAGCUGAAAUCCUGGUGGGCCACAAAUUACGUGAGCGACUGGUGGGAGGAGUACAUCUACCUGCGAGGACGAGGCCCGCUGAUGGUAAACAGCAACUACUACGCCAUGGAUCUGCUGUAUAUCAUCCCGACGCACAUUCAGGCCGCCAGGGCAGGCAACGCCAUCCACGCCAUCCUCCUCUACAGACGCAAGCUGGACCGGGAAGAAAUCAAACCG